Molecule: messenger RNA, 4405 nt
Organism: Salvelinus sp. IW2-2015
Lineage: Eukaryota; Metazoa; Chordata; Actinopteri; Salmoniformes; Salmonidae
Source: RefSeq, a predicted model, not a curated record
CAUCACUAUGGGCGGCUGUCUGGGUAUCUAUGGGCAAAUAGCGGUGCUUUGGAUGUUGUUUUUUAAAAUGUUUUAUGGAUAACAGCUUCCCAAAUACGCACAAGAGAACACUGUGACCACUCACUCCGUUAGGCUACAAUUCUUUGUUCGGGUCGCAGUGGUUUUACUCAGACAUUGUGGUGAGGAGAGAAACUUUUGUUGCGGUCAGUCAACUCCACUCCACUCAGUUGUUCUCAAUUCCGGGGCACUAUCUCCAUUUGUGAUACUGCUUUUGCCAGACAAUUCAGUUCCUGUUGUUGACAUUCGUCUCGGGCUACCGUCGGUGCGGACAAGGCGCCGCAGUGUUCUCAUCUCCUAUGGCUGAAGCCAGAAGAGAAGAGGAGGCGGAAGAGUUGAGGGAUAUACGGAACCGAAAUCAAGCAACAGAUCGAACAGAGAGAAAUAAGUCUGAGGCUCUUCAUUCCAGCCAAGGACCUCUGUCCUCAAUACGAGCUGCCAUCAAGCGAACGAGAACCAGCACCCAAAGUGAACAGACCAGAGACAGAAGACGUCAAGAGAUCACCAUCCUGUCAGCCGAGCCGCUCGCUGCCAACGGCUGGUUCCCAGGUGCUUCUGGGGGAUUUACGGCAGCCCCGCCUCCCUCACAACCCAUCUGGGGAGGGAGCAUCCAAUCAGAUACCCAGCCACCGCCAUCUUAUGACCAGGUGAUUAAGGAGAAGACCCAGGAGACCGUUGUCACGCCGACCGCCGCCCCCCGGAGAUCCACGGCCAUCGCCACGCAGACCGACCCUGUGGAGGACGACACCGCCGCUGGCCCAGAAUGCACUGCAUCCUCACAGCCAAUCGAGAAGAGACAAUCUACAGUGAAAAUAAAGCCAAAAAAGCCACCAAGGUCAUACUUACCCAAGCCUUUACACAGUGACUCUACCACUGCAACAGCUGUAUCUGAUUCUGGUCUUAUCCAAGUAGACGCCACAGCCACUAACACUAAGAACCAAACUGACCCCAAGUCAGCCGCAGCCCAACCCAGCCCAACAGAUUCCAGCUGUGCAAUCCCAAACACCCGGUCUGUCUCUCCAUCUGUUUCUGUACAAUGGGAUGGGCCAAUAAAACCUUCCGAACCCAGCACUAUCACUACGUUCUUAGAACCUACAGUCCCCUCCUCAACAGUCCCAGUAGCCACUGAACGUCCCAUCCCGCUUCCUCGUUCCAAAUCCUGCAAACAGAGAACCACAGAGGAGGUCAAAGUUCAGACUCUGGUCAGGCUCAGUGACAGUGGUUCCAGCUCUGUAGAUGACACAGCAGUCGAGGCUCCUCCCUCGGGGAAGUACCUACAGGAACUAUUAGAUGUGUUUUGUCCCGAGGACCAAUGCGACCAGAACACUAGUGACGCUAGUGACAAUCAGACGCCAACUGACGGGAGCGAACAAAGUGAGGAAGGUGACGAGGACGGUGACAUGGCCGCCCUUCACAGCCAACGUAACAUCCGGGCCCGGAUCCAGGCCUUUGAGAGCCAGGAGGGCGAUGGGGAACCAGAGUUUAAACAACCAGAGCCUCUACCCAGGAACGUGCACCUCAAACCCCCUGUGAUUUCAGCCAAACCAGCCCCAGCCCUUGCCCCCAAGCCCUCAAUCAAGAAGCCCAGUAAUGGCAAUAAUUACCAGGGGGCGAUCUCCAUUUUCUCCACUCCCUUUAUUCCUUCCAUCCCAACCCCAGCACCCAGACCAGUGCUCCACAGAAAACCCAGUAUAGUCCCAGAACCCAAGGAACCAGAACCAGAGGCUCCACCCCCCGCCAAGACAGCCAUCCUUUCUCGGUCGCGGCUCUCCAUAGCGGCCAGAGCCAAGAACCUCUUCCCCCAAGAGGAGGAUGAACCCAGGUUGGUACCUCCUAUCUCUCCAGAGAAGCCUCGCAAGGAGCCGCUGGGCCUCAACCUCAACAACCACAACUCAGCCUCCAUCACCACCACAGAGGCAGUGAAUGAAUACAUGGACAACCCCACGAGUGAACCCUGUGCGUAGUGUUGUGGGCGGCGGCGGCUCCUUCAGCAGACAGAGUGUAACCAGAAGACCCACCACCAUUAGAGUGCCCAGUAAAGGAAAACUGUUCGAUGGGACUUUGGACAACCCUCCUCCUCUCCCUGCACAGAAGCCUGUAGGGUCACUGCCGUCCCCCGUGACUCGUAAACAAAGCAUCUCAACCCGCUUCCCCUUCCAGGAGUCCUUUGAUUCUGAGCCCAUACCGGGCCUCCCUCCUCGGCCUGGUGGAGCUAAGGUCCUCCCUCCUCGCCCACCUCCAGCAAAAGUAGGCCCAGGAAGGCCACCCCCGCCCCGGAUAAAUGGUCCACGUCAAUCCCUCUCCACCCGUAGAGCACCAGCGUCAUCAGCAGCUCCAUCACCCAGGCAGCCCCAGGCUCAGAAGCCCAAGAAGAAGGGACCUGUGCUUCCCCCCAGGCCCAACCCUGGCCACCGUCUCUACAACCAAUACACGCUUGAACUUCCCCACGGGAUAGCAGAGUUUGACUACUGUGGGAGAGACACAGGGGAACUCUCAUUCCAGAAAAAUGAGUUGCUGCUGCUGAUSGAGCAGCUCGACCACAAGACCUUUGAAUGUCAAGUGGGAGACACCCGGGGCCGAGUCCAGAAGUCUCACAUGAAGGUCAUCACUCCUCUCUCCAGUGCCCCAACUAAAGCAGCUCUGUCACAGGGUGUCAUCACAGUUGGGUCUCGUAGAGGCAGCAGUGGUCUGCAGGUGCAGGUCCUCCAUGACUUCACCCCAGAGGGUCCAGGGGAGCUGGGUCUGAGGGAGGGGGAUGUGGUGACCAAUGUGGAGCAGGUGGACAGUGAGUGGUACCGCGGCUCCUGUAGAGGCUCCUCUGGCUUCUUCCCUGCCAACUACGUCAAAGUUAUGUCAAAUGCACCAACACCGACCAACGCAAAGAAGGCAAGGCCCCCCCCUGCAAUAGUCAGUGGACCGAGGUGUGUGGCGCGGUUCGACUUCGAGGGUGAGCAGAGUGACGAGCUAACCUUUUCUGAGGGAGACGUGAUUCAGCUAAAGGAGUACAUGGAAGAGGAGUGGGCGAGGGGACAGAUAGGGGCCCACACUGGAAUCUUCCCCAUCAACUUUGUGGAUAUCAUAGAAGAUCUUCCUCCUCUGCCACAACCACAACGACAGCAAUCAUUCCCCACCAAGAUGGCACUACCUGGCAUGGUUUCUUCAACCAAGACCCAAGAGGCUGCCAAACGCAUACAGUCUGGUUCGUCAGGAGUGGAGUGGGCCGUGGCUCUGUAUGACUUUGUAGGCCAGGCAGAAGAUGAACUGUCCUUCCAACAGGGAGACCGUAUCCUGGUCACACAGCAUGUAGAYGCCGAGUGGUGCUCUGGAAGGCUUAACGGUAGAGAAGGAUUCUUCCCCACAGCCUUCGUAGAGACCAGCUCAGGCAACUCUCCAGUGUUGGACAGACAGCAGAGUGUGACUAAUGGAGAAGGAAGCAGAGGGAAAGCACUGUUYGACUUCACAGCUGAAUGUGAUGAGGAGCUCUCACUGAAGGCGGGGGAUAUCAUCACCAACUUGGAGUCCAUUGACGAUGAGUGGUUCCUGGGAGAGUUGAGGGGGAAGCGAGCGUUGGUGCCUAAAAAUUAYAUGCAAGUGCUGGCAUGAGUAAUCUACCCUUAACAAAGACACUGGGGCACUACGGGAACUACUUUGUGUCUGUGGUUUCAUCACGAGUAAUGUCUUUUGAACUAUGGAAAUAUGAGAACCUGAAAGAUGAUAGGAAACUGAAUUUUCCAAAGUGCCUUUUUGCCCCACUGGACUGCAGUAGUUCUCUACUUUGAAGCGUAAACUAGAUUGUCYGGUCAAUCUCCCACAGAAAGCUAUUGGGUGUCUUUUUGAAUGCAACAUUGUUUUUUUUAAUAGUAUUUAUAAAUGUGAAAGGAUCACUUUAUUUGGAUAGUCCGUCUGUAUGAGGUCAUACUAUCUGCUGAUAAGCAACUGCUUGCGAAGGUUACAGUAAGGUCUGUUAGGAUAAGGGUUAAGGUUAGGGCUAGUUGAAAUGUUACUGAUAGUCCAUCUCUAGAUGCUCUACAGACUAUCCAAAUAAAGUGUUACCUGUGAAAGUAAUGAAAYAACUUUGUAUGACGAUGCAUCUGAGAAUGGCUGGCUGUAACUUUAUUGAACAGGCAUUCAUGAAUUUCCUGCCACAAAACCCUUACCAGCUUUGUUCUAAUCCAGAUAUGCAGUAUUUAACAUGUUGACCACACCAUUGCACAUUAAAUAUAGCCAUUGUCGUACAAUAUUUCCUCAAACUAUGAAUUGUGGUUCUUACACUACUGCAUGUAUGUAGCCCCCUAAAAUACUUUUCUGGUGGCUGGUUCAUGAAAUAAAGAUAUAUUUUAAAAAUGAA